CAAAAACAAGCUUCUGUGACUCUAGUUUAACAUUUCUAAAUAUUGUCUGGUUUGAACAAAACACAAUGAGCUAGCUAAGACCAUCAUCUACUUCAUGAUCAAAAGAUUCAAAACCACAGCCACAUUUCUCCACCAUUCCAUUCCCUACAAGCAUGAAUGACACAGUAGACAAAUUGGUAAUCUUUCUAGCAAAGAGAGAUGGUAUUGACAAGCUUGUUAAGACCUUCCAAUAUGUCUCCAAGCUUGUAAACUGGCAUGUAGAAGCCACUCACCCAAACAUGGCAAAGAGGUUCAAGCAAUGGGAAGUGGCCUCAGGACUUAGCAGAAAAGCCUUCAGAACUGGUAGGUUUCUUACUGGUUUCAAUGUUCUAAGGAGAAAUCCUGGUUCUACACAUACUUUAAGGCUACUUGCAGUGCUUGCUAAUGCAGGGGAAAUGGUCUAUUUCUUCUUUGACCAUUUUCUUUGGUUGUCAAGAAUUGGUACCAUAGAUGCAAACUUAGCAAGGAGGAUGAGCUUCAUAUCCGCAUUUGGUGAGUCUGUGGGCUAUGUUUUCUUCAUAAUAACUGAUUUCAUUAUGUUGAAAGAAGGGUUAAAGGCAGAGAGAAAGCUGAAAAGUUCAAAGGAAAAAUCAGUGGAAGAAGAGAAAGGGAUUCAGAAGAUUAAAGCUGAGAGAAUAAUGAGGCUAAUGGCAGUGGCAGCUAAUGUUGCAGAUUUGAUUAUAGCACUGGCAGAUAUUGAGCCAAACCCUUUCUGUAACCACACAGUUUCUCUUGGCAUUAGUGGCUUGGUUUCUGCUUGGUCUGGUUGGUAUAGAAAUUGGCCCUCAUAAACCAAAUUUGAUGAGCACAUUGUAAUUUUUACUUAUGUUUCCUUGCCUUGCUUAUAAAAUCUUACGUUUUCUUUUCUUUUCU
Messenger RNA from Gastrolobium bilobum, 912 nucleotides. Its product is annotated as peroxisomal membrane protein 11B. The record is from RefSeq and is a predicted model, not a curated record. The transcript has a single exon. Gene Ontology annotation, cellular component: peroxisomal membrane. The coding region runs from base 153 to 830 and encodes 225 amino acids. Gene Ontology annotation, biological process: regulation of peroxisome size; peroxisome fission. Lineage: Eukaryota; Viridiplantae; Streptophyta; Magnoliopsida; Fabales; Fabaceae.